Molecule: messenger RNA, 1413 nt
Organism: Aureobasidium vineae
Lineage: Eukaryota; Fungi; Ascomycota; Dothideomycetes; Dothideales; Saccotheciaceae
Source: the annotation of a GenBank genome assembly
AUGACUCGUCUCUAUAGUACGUUCAUUGACUGGAUUUCUAGAAAGAAAGUCGAGGAGGGAAAGAAACAACUCAAGCACUCGACCAAGACCAAGAGCUCUCCCCACACGAACACAGGCUCCACAACGGAAGCAACUCCCGCCUCGAUUGCUUACACUUGCAUCUCAACAUCUGAGCCUGGCACGAGGAGAGAUGAGCAUGCGAGCGCCAUACAUGCCAGUCGGUUGCACGCCAUGAUUUCGGGCAUAUCAAGGCUUCUAGGCCUGUCCUUUNUGUUCUGUCUGGGCCUUCCGUUCGCGCUGUUUGCCCUCUUCACGACCACUCUGGCGCUGGGCACUCUUCUCCUACGCCUACUGUUCGUAUAUUUCGACCUAUUCCUCGCCAUUCUCAAUGGCGCGAUAACUCCAUCAUCACCUCCCACGCCUCUCGCAUCCNCCAAGUGCCAGACCCGCACGACGCAAAAGCACACGACACCGCCUACACCUUCGGCAGCGCUCAAAAAGACACCCUCAUUCGCAAGUCUGGUUGGCAGCGGAACGGAUAGAGACUUUGAGGGCGUGGGAGGCUGGAGGUACCCCGAGAGCGCAGAUGAAGAGGCUCUGGAACAGAAGGAGCAAGACAGAGUUGUCGCUUCUGGGCGCGUGCGCUUUGGCCGUGAGGCUGGCAAGUCCCAACUAAUUUGCUUCGAUUCCACCCUCUUCCCUCGCGCACUCGACAUCUUCUUGCAUACAACCCACUCUGCACUCGUCGGAAUCUACCCUCGAGCUCCUGCAUACCCGAAUCAAGCUCCUCCGUACAACUCUGUGCCCACGCGCCUUGUCGACGACGACACCCAAUACCACAACCACCGACGCGUUCCCUCGUCCACCCUCGCAAUCAUGUCUGGAGAAGCCUGGCUAUACCUGAUAGCCGUCCUUAUCAAUGCCGUCAACCUCUUCCUCCAAGUCUUCUUCACCAUCAUGUACAGCGAUCUGGAAUGGUAUGCCCGACCCCGACCCUCACCGCCGCCUUGCCAGUCCAAGCAUGCUGACCUGUUAUCCUCGUNNAGCGACUACAUCAACCCUAUUGACCUUUGCAACCGCCUCAACACCUACAUCGUCCCCGAAGCUGCCGUCCACGCUUUCCUCACCAUCUUGUUCCUCGUCAACGGUUACUGGAUCGCCUUGAUCCUCAACCUGCCUCUGCUUGCUUGGAACGCAAAGAAGUCAAACCAACACCUCCUGGAUGCGACCGAGAUCUUCAGAAAGCUCAACGUCCACAAGAAGGUAAGCUCUUGUGCCGACCACUAUCAAGACUUGCACGUAGCUGACAUUGCUCCAGNNGAAUCUUUCAUCAAGCUUGGCUUCCACCUCGUCAUGUUCUUCUUCUACCUCUACAGCAUGAUCGUCGCCCUUAUCCGCGACGAGUCGCACUAG